AAAACAGAAAAAAGAAAAUGAAAAACAGAAAACAGAAAACAGAAAACAGAAAACAGAAAACAGAAAACAGAAAACAGGAAACAGAAAGCAGAAAACAACAAAUAAAUAAUAGAAAAUAGAAAAUAGAAAAUAGAAAAUAGGAAAUAGAAAAUAGAAAAUAGAAAAUAGAAAAUAGAAAAUAGAAAAUAGAAAAUUAAAAAUUAAAAAUAGAAAAUAGAAAAUAGAAAAUAGAAAAUAGAAAAUAGAAAAUAGAAAAUAGGAAAUAGAAAACAGAAAACAGAAAACAGAAAACACAAAACACAAAACAGAAAACAGAAAACCAAAAAAAAACAGAAAAAAGAAACAGGAAACAGAAAAUAGAAAACAGAAAACAGAAAACUGAAAACAGAAAACAGAAAACAGAAAACAGGAAACAGAAAACCAGAAAACAGAAAACAGAAAACAGAAAACAGAAAAUAGAAAACAGAAAACAGAAAACAGAAAACAGAAAACAGAAAACAGAAAACAGGAAACAGAAAACAGAAAACAGAAAAUAGAAAACAGAAAACAAAAAAAAAACAGAAAACUGAAAAUAGAAAACAGAAAACAGAAAACAAAACGAAAGAAAACAGAAAUCAUAAAACAGAAAACAGAAAAAACAGCAAACAAAGAACACAAAAACACAAAAACAAAAAACAUAAAAAAAACAGAAGAAUAGAAAACAGAAAACAUAGAACAGAAACCAGAAAACAGCAAACAAAAGACAUAAAAACACAAAAACAAAAACCAGAUAACAAAAUACGAAAAAAAAAACAGGAAACAAAAAACAAAAAUCAGCAAAAACAACAAAAAAAGGAGAAAACAGGAAACAAAAACAGCGAACAGAAAAAAAGAUAGAAGGAAACAGCAAAAAGAGAACAGAAAACAAAAAACUGAAAACAGUAAACAGAAAUGAGAAAACAGACACCAGAAAACAGCAAACAGAAAACAAUAAACAGAAAACGGUAAAAAAGAAAACAUAAAACAGAAUGAUUUAAGAACAGAAAACAAAAAACAUCAAAAAGAAAAAGGAAAACAGAAAACAAAAAAACCGAAAGCCAAAAACAUAGAAAAGUAAAUAAGCAAAAAUCCAUGACAAAAUGUUUAAAAUAAAGAAUUAGAGUAAUAAGACAGUAACUACAAAAAUGUUUAUAAUACUAGAAAACUUUUUAUGCAUAUGUUAUAAUUCCUAAGAUUGUGAUUUUUUUCGAUUGUGAUUUUCUGGUUUGAAGGUUAAUUUAGUUUUAUGACACAUUACGUGAUAUGAAACUUUUAAGAUGAUUCAUUGAUAUUUGCUUAACUGACGCGAGGAAGAAUCAAGUAUAUUCCAGUUGGAGAAUAUUCGGAUUCCACACUUAUAACUUUGUAUCAUAAAAGGCUGCUACAAUAACAAUCAACGAAGUGUUACAGAGAGUUGAGUAUUUAUUCUUGGUAUGAAGUGAUGGCAUUCGAAGAACAUAUAGAUAAAUAAAAUUUUAGAGCAAGGGCGUUGAACUUUUCCAUUCACUUUUGUGAAAAGGACGAUAGUUGAUUUUUUUUCUGUAUGGACUUUCUCACUGCGACCAGAAUUGUUGUGCUAUUGUGAGAUAUGCCCGGGUAUCUGCUGUAUCCCGCACUCCUAUUAUAAGCAAUACCGCUUUUGAGAAGGGGCAUGCUCAUUAUUAUUAUUUUUUUUAUCAAGUGCUUGUGUGAAAUGUGAUUUUACCUUAUCUUUUACACGCUUACUGUUUUACUAUACCGAGGCUCGUUCCUCCAGCCAAAUAUCACCAAUUAUGAUUCCCUGGAGAAGUUUCGUCGUGCGUCCUUCUGGCCAGUUUUAUUGAUAAGAGGGACUUAUUUUUGUUAAGAGGAAGUCACGCAAAGGUAUUGUAGAUUCCAGCGUAAAGGAAGGGUAACUGGUGGGGAGCCUGAGAAUAAACCCAUGCUUAAGUUCUUUUUGACAUCGAACGGCUUGGUUCUACUAAGAUUCGAACCCACGACCAUUUGCUUGACGAAGCGGACUCUGUAACCUUGCGGCUACGCAGUUCCUUUAGUUGAUACUCUACCGUUAAACUUUCCAUGAUCAAUCACAAUAGCCCAUGAGCAGAAGAUAACUGUGUAAAUCGGUUUAUAUCAGACAAAUUAAAUUGCGAUUUAUACCAAUAAUGACUACUCAUUCCUAAUUGCAUUUCCGCAACUGUAGCAGCAAUCAGGAUAAUAAAUAAUCGGAUUAAUUAUCCCUAAGCCCGGAAAGAGAAAUAACGAACCACAUGCAGUCGAUAGGUUCCAUUCGGAUCUAUAAGUUAUAGUGGCAGUUAUAUUAUCGAACUUUUCCCGUCAGACACUUUGCGCUGCUGAAAAUACUUGAAAGUUAAACUUAAACCUUGUUAUAUGAACCAAAAUUUUCCAAAAAGGAAAGGGAUAAAAUUAGACUAAAAUUCAAAAUGUUCACACCCAUCCCAAUCUAUUGCUAUCCAAUAAAAUUAUCCGUCGAUUAUAAUUACAAACAAUUCCGCCCAAUGAGUAAGCAAGUAUAACCGCAGUGACAUUUGAGCCAACCAAGCUCGUUAACAUUUCCUGGCAGGUGUAAGCCGGCUGGGGUAAUUGUGCGUCCUCACUCCGAAUAUCUCUCUUUAUAGGAUCGUCGGGCAUAAAAUCCCGAUAAGCAUCCAUUAUGUAACAUUGCAGCGGAACGCUGUAUAAUAUUACGCACCUGUACACCGAUGGGUAUUCGCCAGCCAACCGUAAAAAGACCAUGAUGCUGAACGAAUUCCCACCCCAUCUGGCCGCCAAGGGUGGUACCGAAUCCUCGAACAAUAGCAGGAAAAUUAUCGCACUCAGCCCUGUUCGAAAAGAUAACAAUAAAAGCAAAUAUCCAGCUGAGCACGAUCGUCGCCAAGUGAAUAAGCAGCAUCCACCACAAAUGAACAGUAGGACAUCCAAUUGCAAUAAUAAACCUUAUCAAAACAAUAAUUAUUAUUGCGGUAGUGUGGAUAUGAACCGUACGAUUAGUUUGAGUAAACGCAGAAUGCUCCAACAUAGUCAAGCAGUGGUUGCGGUUCCGCAAAUUAAAAUCGUAAUCGAUGAUACUGAACAGAAACGAGCCAGCCGAUGUUCGGGGUGCGUAAGUAAUCGACGACAGUGCAUUUCACGGCCUAGUACUGACCAGCGCCAAGUGGAAGUGGUUUCCUCGCCGAGUUUGCUAACCCCAAGCAGUCCACCGGCCUCCUUUUGGGGGUUUGGAUUCGGUAACGGUGACCAUAAUGGGGGCACACCAACAAGUGAAGAUGAUUCAAGUUAUGUGGUGGACUUUGAACUCGAUGAGGUGAUUCCCGACGAGGAAGUGGACGAUGAUAAUAGUGAAACGGGUGAUAAUCCUCGCUAUCGUCAUCAGCUGAUGCUACGGUACGGUUCACUGAUGGACGAAGAUGAAGAGGAGGAAGAAGAGGAGGAUGAAGCCGGAAACGACAACGGACACCCAAACCGCAGUGCUUGCAAACUAUCGGACAAAAAUAGGGCCGACCGGCUUGCCCGUCCACGAAUGUCACUGCUGGGGAAGCCGCUCAACUAUAACCGCGGCUCACGACGUGAUGCCCGUUAUAGGCGGCUGCAAAGCAGGGUCUACAACUUUCUGGAGCGACCGCGGGGCGUCAAAGCGAUUCUCUACCAUGUCCUUGUAUUCUUCAUGGUGUUCACAUGUUUGGCCUUAAGUGUCUUCUCAACUAUUCAGGAAUACGAGCUACAAGCAAUCGCCAUCUUAUUCGUCAUGGAAAUCGUCGUAGUUGUAUGGUUUUCGAUCGAGUUCUUCCUACGAUUAUGGUCAUCAGGAUGCCGCUCACGAUACCAAGGAGCCGUUGGGAGGCUGAAAUUUUUGAAACGGCCUUUUUGUAUAAUAGAUGUAGUGACGAUAGUUGCCUCGAUAGCGAUACUUGUGAUGAGAUCGUCUGGUCAGGUCUUUGCGGCAAGUGCAUUGCGUGGCCUGCGGUUCUUCCAAAUCCUUCGGAUGGUGCGGAUGGACCGCCGUGGUGGCACGUGGAAACUACUAGGGAGCGUCGUUUAUGCUCAUAGACAAGAACUCAUUACAACGUUGUACAUAGGAUUCCUGGGCCUUAUUUUUGCCUCGUUUUUAGUAUAUUUAAUGGAGAAGGAUGUAGAAGGAACCAAGUUCAAUAACUUUGCUCAAGCCUUGUGGUGGGGUGUGAUAACGCUAUGCACGGUCGGAUACGGUGAUAUGGUUCCGGAUACGUGGCAAGGGAAAAUUAUAGCAUCGUUUUGCGCCUUACUCGGAAUCUCGUUUUUCGCCCUGCCGGCGGGCAUCCUCGGCAGCGGCUUCGCCUUGAAAGUACAACAGCAACAGCGACAGAAGCACAUGAUACGGCGUCGUCAGCCGGCUGCAACGUUGAUCCAAUCGCUCUGGAGAUGCUACGCAGCCGACGAACAUUCGCUUUCCGAAGCGACAUGGAAAAUUCACCAAGUACCUCUUCCAAGCCCGCCGCCAUCAUCCAAGCUAGAAGCAGCCGAAAAACUGGCCGCCUCCUCCGCCGCAGCGCGGGCGUCUUCGAGCUUCAAGCACAACGCCUCGUUCGUGGCCCGGCUGCCUACGAUCCGGCGACACAAAAGCCAGUCUCUGCAUUCACCUGGGAACGCGAAACCGUCCAGUGGAAGCACUGGUGGAGGCGGCAGUGGCCGGGCCGGCCGCUGCCCUCGGGUGACAGACAUCAACGCUUCCUCGGAGAAUUUGGAAGUGACCAACAACGGUAGGCCCAUGAACCCCAGUCUCAGUGAAGACUCGGUCGCGGAGACAGCACUUUCCAAGAAAAAUUCCGAUGCGGGCCUCGAGAUGGCGUCUAUGUCGUCGAUACCGGGCACGACGACCGCAGGUAACGAUCUUGUCCCAGGACGUGGCUUUCGGUCCACCGCCAGUCUAUGCCAGUCGGCAUCCCGAAGGAGCAGUUUCGUCGCCAAUAUAUUCGCGUCCAGUUCGCAGCAGAGGCGGGACAGCACAAACGAGAGCAGCGCCUUGGUUGGUCAUCUCGGUUCUGGGUCCGCAGCUGCCGCUAACAGUAACGUGUUUCAUUCAGACUUUAGUACUAGUAACAAUAGCGAUAAUUCCAACGUUCCGACUAUGCUAAGAUUCGGCGGAGCCUCCGCCCUGCCAAUAUUGCUCUGCGGGCAGUUGCGCAACGAGAUACUCACUAACCAGCCAAACAAACAAUUUUCAUUUUUCACACAACCAAGUACUGACUCUCUGAAUUACCAUCUAAUUAGCACACGCAACGAAGAUGAGGAACCGAGAUGUGUACAGCUAACUAAUCAGCACAAGGGGGCCAUCCGAUUCAUCCGAAAGAUGAAGUACUUUGUAGCGCGGCGCAAGUUCAAAGAAGCCUUGAAGCCGUACGACGUGAAAGACGUCAUGGAGCAGUACGCAGCCGGACACGUCGAUCUGCUCGGUCGAGUGAAGAAUGUUCAAACUAGGUUAGACCAAAUACUUGGCAAACAAGGAUCAAAAUCAAAAGAUGUGUACGCAUCAAAAAUUAGCUUAGCUUCUCGCGUAGUGAAAAUUGAAAGACAAGUCGAUGACAUAGAGACAAAGGUAGAUACGUUUAUAGAGUUAUAUAUGCAGGAUCGGAAGCGUCUUUUAUCACUUCCUCUUCAUCCUGACACAUCACAUUCCAACAAUCCAAACCUUCCAUCGUUGCCACCGAAAGGGGGCGGAGCAGCGGCUGUAAUCACAUCUGUGACAAGUAGUUCUAGUGGUUCGUUAAAACCAAAACCUAUUUUAAUAGAUAAACAAUUUUCGGAGCCGAAUUCACCGAUAGCGAAAACAUUCGAAGAACCAAUACAGCAAAAACGUCCACCAAUGCAACGCGGAUACUCCGACCUGGGUCAUAGGAUUAAGAAGCGUGUUACGUUAAGUUCUAUACCUCCGCAGUACGUAGGAAAUAGUCCCGGUCAAGUGAAUGAUCGCGGUGACGUCGUAAUUGUAGUUCCUAACCUAGAUCCCGACCAGAUGGAACCGGUUGGUAUCGAGGAGCUCGCAUCGGUCUGUAUCGAUACCGAGAUCGAGAUCGAACCCGGUAGCCCGAAAACCAUCACGGAAAGCUCAAUUAUAAUGAUGGACGAGGAAGACGACGAUGAAGAUGAAGAGGAAGAUAUUGAAGAAGAGGAGCUGGACAUCGGAGGUGAGAUCGACCCGGACUCACCGCCUUGGGACAUGUACGGUGAUCUGGACGUUGAUGAUCAGGAUGAGUCAACGGAAAACACGGCGCUGCUGCGAACAGCUGCUAAAACGGAAAUUAUUGUUACACCCAUCAGCCCGGUCAGCUCCGCAUAUGAACUCCACAGGUUGGACAGCAGCGAAGACUACAAACGAUCCCGACUGGGAAUAGCCAGUACUAGUAGCUGCCCCACUACUAACGGUGGCUCGAACACUAACAACAACGACGCCGACGGCCGACAACUUGUUAUCCCAUCAACGGCAGCCAGCGGCACCACGACUGGCACUACAAUGGAUUCACUCAAACCGGAAAUGACCCCACAGCGGCUUCAGCGGCUAUCCUCCGAAGACAUAUGAGAAUGGCUGAAACUAUCCCCAACGAUCCCACUUAGUUUGUGCUGCCGUUGCUGCCACGACAGUCUCCUUUCGUUUCAAUCUGCGUUCGAAUAUGUUUUCCACGAAAUUCAUCUAAUGAUUGCGAUUUUGCUGGUUCUCUCGUUUCCGACACCGACAACUACUGAGGAUGGAAAAAUGAUAACAGCCCAUAGGGUACACCAACUACAUCAAAAGAAUUCAGGAGAAUGCAGCAUAACCGGAAGUCCCCGGCACCCAAUAGUAACGCUUAGCCACCUCCAAACGUAUAGGUUUAGAGUACAUAUUCGUUUAAGGUAACCUUUCCAUUUCACCCACUGAUUGCAAAAGUGAAGAAGAAUGACGAUUAGAUUCUAGAUCAAAGAACGUUGCAGCAUAUUUCGGAUUUUCUUUCUGUGCAAUGCUUUAAUCCGUGACUAUUCCUUUUAAUAGAAGCGUUCAUGGCAUGAUUUGAAGUUUCCCGUUUCCUCCAAUCAUGCUGGUUUAAAAUACUAUUUAGAAAUAAAUCGAGAGUCCGGGCGUUUAUCAUUUCAAACAUCAUGGAGAACAAUUUAAAAGAUACAAAAUCAACAUGCCAUCACGCUUUUAGAAUUUAAACUUUAUGUUAACUUCGAGAAAUAACUCGAAGUGGUCCAGAUAAAAUCUGACAUAAAACUUUAGCAAACCAUCUCAAAAAUAUGAUAUUCCAAUUUGCACUUGAAUAUACUCUCACGGUCGCAUAAUCUAUUGUCGAUCAACUAUGCCAAGGGCGUAUGGUUUCCCACUUAGUUAUGAAUAGCGAUUAGUUUUUGUUUACUUGUUAUUCAGCAGUUUUUCUAACUACCACUACUAUAUUCAAAGCAAGCACAAAAAUGACAGUAUUGUGAUUUCCGAUCGAAACUAUCCUCAUGACAGCUCGUAAGUCUCGAAUAUGAUUGGUGAAUGUAGCGAAGAUUUAGGAUUCAGGCAAUAUUAGACUAUAUUUGCGCACGUAGGCACUAAGCUAAUGAACAGACGAAACCCAAACAGUAAACACAAGCGAAGACGAAACACUCGGUGAGGACGAAAUGCAAUUCCGUUAGUAGAAAACAUUCGAGAAGUACAUAACAUCAAAUAAAUGUUCCAUGACGAGCAAAUCGAUGCAUAUAUUCUUAACGAUAAAAGGCCAAACGCGGAUUUCGUUAUAAACAAACCCACUCUUUAAAGUGGUGUUUUGUAACAAAAAGAAAAAAAGAGUAGCAAAUUUUACAUAACACAGAAAUACACCUUAAACAAUAGUAACUACCACAGAUUGUAAGCUAGACAUUCGUAGAGUAGAUAAAUAAGUUAAACUGCAUACAAACAUGUCAAUUAUUAAUUAUAAAGCGACGGACAGUAGAUAAGUAGAGUAAUGCUGGUGAUAGUAAUAAAUUAAUAGGGACUAUGUAAAAAGAUAAAUAUAAUACCGAAGGCCGGUUUCAAAGCGUUCAUGAAUACGCCACGUGCUCUCUUUACUUGCAACUCGAAAUAUAAUGUACAUAUAAAUAAAUACGAAUAUAUUAGAACAGAUUACAGAGUUUCCCCUUGUCCAUGGAAUCGCAACAUAACAGCUAGUUUUCGUGCACGAAACAAAAGGGUUUGACUGAAAAUCGUAAUCUCAGUAUUGCAAGGAAACGCACAUACACGCACACAAAAAUACAAACACGCAUACAUACACACACAUACACUCAAAAUUCAGCCUUUUCCUCAAAUCCUUUAGAGCCCUUCGGAUACCGAAAGCUAAGCAAACACAAAAGACAGUUGAAUACCAGAAACGAUUCCCUAGGCGAUUGGAACCAAAACGGGCGGCUAACUCCAUCGGUCGAACACACAAAGUAAAAUAGAAAAGCAGAGAACCUCUGUCAUUCAGAAUCAAAAACAUCUUCCAGAAUUACCUAAUUAUCACGUGAUUAUUCAACCGAACGGUGAAUGGAUUCUCCGUGGAACUCAUCACCAGAAAAUCAGAUUGACAAGGGGCACGCAAAUCAAACGUGAAAGACAAUGUGAAGGAUAUUAUAGAACGUAAGCAUAGAGUAACAAACAAGACAAUAAUGUCCUGGUGGUAAAAAUUCUUACGAAAAAGUAUUACUCUCCCAUAUAUUCUAACGAGACAAGAAAAGAACACUAACGUGCAGGAAGAAGAACUUCGAUAAUAUUUUCUCGAUUUAGUAUGCGUUUCUUGCGUUAUGAUUAGUACCACCUUAGAGUUGAAUAUACUUUGUUUUUGUUAAUUAAGUUGGAUCCGUUACUGCUACAAUUCUUUUUUGUUUCAGUUACACUAGUUGUAGAAUAAAAGUUGCUACACAGUACUAUUUUUUGUUUCAUUUCUUCUCUACCUUUUGUUCGUUGUAGACAUGGUUUUAAAGUUCGGUAAACGAAGUUCAAAAACGCAGCAGUUGCCAUGAGUAGUAACUACAAUUUUAACAUUGUGAUAUACAGACCUCGUUCGAUUUUGACACGGUUCAAUUUUGGUAACAUAAAAACAUUGGCCGUGUUGCCACCAGUUACCAUCCAAGCGUUGAAUUGAAUUUUCGCUUCAGUCCGGUAGGCAUCGGACAACACUGUUCGGAUUGGUUAUAUAAUUGGCUGUUAACCCUCUAGUGCCCAAUGCCGCCAUUUGGCGGGCUUAGUCGAAGUUCCAAAAAGCUUCAAUAAAUACUUAAAAAUGUUUCUAAUGAUUCAUAGUGAUUUUAUCGAAGUCCGUUUAGAAAUUAAUUUGGGCACUAGAGGGUUAAAUUUUCUUUUCAGUCCGGUAGGCAUCAUAAAAAAAUUUAAAUUUGGACGUAUUUCCAAAAUCGAACAUGGCCUGUGUAUAUUGUUUUAAUCAUUUGAUUAUUUUUAUUAUAUUCUCGAUCCUUCUUUAUCAACAGACUGCACAGGAGCUUCUUAGUAUACUGAACAAUUGACAACCAUUUUACCAACACUAACGGGACACCUGCAAAAAUGACCAAUGUUAAAAGAUGGUGCUGUUCCAGCGGAAUUUUGCUUAUUGAUCAGGAAAACAAUAAUCAGUUGCCUUCUGUACAUCUUAUUCUAACUUUCGAGUACUUACCUAACAAACAAUUUUGUUGAAUUACAGCUUAUAAAGCUGCUAUUCGGUGGACUUCGGCUGAAUUAAAGCCUAAUAAGCUGUCAUACAACAAAAUUGUUCCCCGGGUACUUUCACUAAACGCAAUCUAUUUUUGUCGAAAAACAUGUUUUUCGACAAAUUGCUCCACCAGAAAAAAGCACAAAGCCCACAAUGUAAACAAAGUUACCAUUAAUUGUCAGAGAAGUGAGGUUAAAGAGGUUUGGUGACAUGGUCUAUAUUGAGGUAAAAGCUAAGGGCUAGAUACCUUUUAUAAAAUAUAAAUAUAAUGUUACUCGAUAUUGGUUGAUAUAUUUUGAUAUUUGUCGUUCAUCUGUCAAUUGACAACCCUCCAACCAUUAUGUCACUUCAAUGAGCUAUGAUAUAAAUAGAGGAGUGCCCUAAACUGCAACGAUAAAUACUUCGUUAUAUUGAAUAUUGAAAAUAUUUCACAAUAGAUCAAUAGUGUCUUGCCCCUAGGGUAACAGUUAAGUUUUAUUUUUAAUUCUUUGUUGCAAUGUUUAAUUUUUUUCAUUCCGCAAUCUCUUAAGUCGACAGUCUCGAGUAUAGAUUCAAAAAAGAACCGACGAAAAUAUAUUACAUCGACCUACUUUGUAAAGAGGUUAUAUUAUCGAGGUACGACUGCAGCAUCUUUCCCGACUGCAAUAACUUAGUUGACCUCGCAUUCCCUCAACCCUGCUUCCACUGAGUUUAACAUUCACUUAGCCUCGUAUCGUAACCUAACAUUACGAAAAAAAAGCAAAUGUCACAUCAUUUUGCCAGCGGUCUCAUCAGAAAAACUGCACUAAAAACAAAAUAAAAGCAGGAAACCUCAUAUCUAAUUGACCUCAAAACUAUCGUAUCAGCUAUACCCUGAAUGCAUUUGGUGUCUACUUGGUUUCAGGUGGAUUUCCGCCAAAAAAGACAUGCGCCCAAACGGUUUUUUUUUUUUUGACGUGGGACUACGUCUUUCUUCACUAUACUAAGGUACCUUCUGUGAAAACUGGAUUGAACAUGUAACGUUUUUGGUUGGCGGAAUGGAAGAUUUUAGAUGAUAAUAGCGCUCAAACAACUGUUCCGAUUUCAAUACUUAAUACACCGUUGGAAAGCAAAAAUAUACAAGAUUUGUAUAACAUGAUAUUUUUAGUUACCAUUUUCUUAUUACUCCGUGAAAAUUGCGGAAAAGUUUGAAGGUGGAAUAUCCACAUACAUUUUUCAUACGAUUGGUAUAUUUCCCUAACGCAGACUUCAAAAACAUAGACGAAAUGAUUUCACGCCUUCAGUCAUUGGCUAGCGAUGCCAGCCACUUGGCAUCGCAUUCAUCACCCAACGUAAGCGACGAAGAAAGAAAGCAGAGAUGCUUCCACAUGAUUGGUUCUUGCUCCAAUCACCCAAGUUCUCCACACUGAGUGACGCUAUAAAAGGACAUUCCGUGUUGAGAGAAGAUAAUUCCCUGGUCGACCUGGUUGGACCCCACCAGUGGUAAUCUAAUUCAGAUAUCGUUUCCAAAAUUUCAAAAACAGCCCGAAAUUGGACGUGAACGGCACUGGGGACCAUUGGAAGCCGUUGGAAGGGACCAUUGGAAGACUUGGAAGCCGUUUGGGUGCUGCCGAUAGUAUAGGUAUAGUGUGUCGUAUUCGUAUAUCAAGCGUAUGUGCCUGAGUAGCGUGUGGGUGUGAAUAAAUAUAUAAAUAAAUGUGUGUUUAUGUGUAUAUGUGUAUGUGUGUGUAUAUGUGUGUGGAUGUGUGUUUGUGGAUGUGUAUGUAUAUGUGUAUGUGAAUGUGUGUGUGUGUAUGCGUAUGCGUGUGUAUGUGUAUGUAUAUGUGUGUGUAUGUGUAUGUGUGUGUAUGUGUGAAUAGCGUGUAUGUGUAUGUAUGUAAGUGUGUAUGUAAGUGUGUAUAUGUGUAUGUGUGUAUCUGUGUGUUUGUGUGUGUAUGAGUAUGUGUGUAUGUGUGUAUGAGUAUGUGUGUAUGUGUGUGUUUGUGUGUAUGAGUAUGUGUGUAUGUGUGUGUGUAUUACGUGUAUGUGUGUAUAACAUGUGUGUGCAAAAAUGCAUUUAUCCGAGGUAAAUACAUUUAUGACAGUACACUUGUAUAGGCACCAAGUUAAUUAUUUUUCCUAUUAGUACUUCAAUUGGUAUUUUUAUGGUAGUGACCAUAUUUUUAUGCUAGUUACUUUCAGCACUGAGCUUUUUUUGUGUUUAUUCUUAACAUGGAAUUGUCCAAAAUUCAUAUUUUUCUAAUCAAUUUAGCAAAACAAAGCUUUCUCUUGCGAUUUUUUGAAAGCAUGUGAAGAAGUUUCUUAAGUUUAGGCAAAAAGUGAUGAGAAAUUACAUGGGACUGUUAUGCAUUUAUGGGCAGUUCAUGUGGGUAUUGGCAUUUGUAUGCUGUGGUAUAUGACAGGUGUAUGUGGGUUUUUGUGAAAUGCUCAUGGAUUAUUUUGUAUGGUAUUUGUACGCUUGGUGUGUGUUAUAUACUAUGGUUAUGGCAGAAUUUCAUUUUUUUCUUAUUCAAUUUUUUUGGUUUGUAACUAUUGAAAAAAAAACACUAUUGAAAAAUGCAUAUUUUACCCCACCGCGUUGAACACAAACUCAGUGCGUUUUAUUUAAUUUUCUCUCAAAUCUCCACAAUUUCAGAUUAUGUCAGUUGUUGAUUUCGUUUAGUAUGUUAAAUAGGUUAAAUAGGUAAGAAGAUGUGGUAAGGCGAUAUCCAUGAUUUACGUAACACAUAAAACCCAAUUUUUCACCAGCUGCCUCGAAUGUCUGUCUGUGGGAAUACAAUUUUGUGAGUAAAACUUGUUCUGGGAAGGAGGCUGCACGAUGGAGCUGGAAUUUUCGAGGGGACCUUUUUCUAGAAGACAAAACUUUUAAUAGGGUACCGGCUCUAUUUUCGUCAGGUCUUACCUAUUUUCGUCCGGGGGGUAAAUGAUGUCCUAGAGCGUUUGUUUCUUGCUUGAUGGUUCUUCAUAAUGCAGAGUACCUCUCUGCAAAAUAUUAGUUCUCUAUGACUUCAUUAACCCCCCGGACGAUAAUAGGUAAAACAUGACGAUAAUAGAGCCGAUACCCUACCUACCGCUAAACAAAAUUCGAAAAGUUGAUUUCACAUGAUACUUAUUAUUUUAGGUUACUCUCUCUUCAAUGUUCUAAAAAUUCACAUUCUUUAUCCAACAUGUUGCUGCGUUUCGUCUCAUUGAAAAUUUAUACCCAUUAUUUCAUAUUUUUAUUUUCAGCAACAUUUACCACCAAAUGAAGUACCUUCGUUUGAAUUGAACAUUAUUUCAGUAAUUCCAAUUACCCGAUCGGUUACAAACAGUUCGAUUGGAGCUACGUCAGUAGUCAGUAGUCACCGUGUCCAGUUAACUUGAUUUCAAGUUAUCUUCGCAUUUUCAAUAAAAAUUUCAAGUCAAACCGCUUUUUUCAAAGCCAUCGAUCAUUUUGAACCAUGAAUCUGAUAUUGAUCAACUUUCUAAAAGCAUCCGAUUUAGAGAUAGUUCCCAUUAAAGUUCGGAAAAUUCGAAUGAUUCACGAAAAUACUUUUUUUUCUAAUGUUGUUCGGAAUGAAAAACUCAGAAGUUGUACCUAUCUAUCGUCUACCUUAUCCUCAAAUAGCAAUAAAGGCCUUCAGGAGCUCAUAUAAACGAACAAACAAAGGGAUGAAUUCAUGUUUUUAUUACCCUUUUUAUUUAAAGUUAGUCUGUAAUCAUUACGCAGGAUGUUUGUUGUUUUGAAAACCGGUAAUGUCAGCGGAGUAUUAAGUUAUUCUCAGAGUUGUUCCGUACACUAAAAGCUUCGCCUACGAAUUCUACCGAUCAAAAACUAUUGAGUCUCGGAGAUAUCAAACUUAUUGAUUUGGUUUCAGACGUGUCAAGUUUCAAACAAUUCAAAUGGUAUAUUGUUACAUAAUUUAAUGAUUUUAUAAUAAAACAAAUUAUAUACUUCUUUGCUACAGCAAUUUUUUAGAUACAAUCAAAAAGCCUGCAUAAUAAAGCUAGACCAAAGUCAAUAUAAUUCACUAUAAACCUUUGAAGAAAAAGAUUCAAAUCCUGUACAUAUAGGCAAAGACAAAAGGCGGAUAAAACGUUGUACAUUUUCAAAAUCAAAAGGGUCAAAAAGUUUUAAGAAAAGCUGCAAUAAGCCGAAAAUCAAACAGAAACCCAAAUCAAAACAUGUAAAUAAGGCGAAAGCGAAGCAUUAGUAGAUGAAGCUACUUUUCGAUAGAAACGAUAUCCAGUGAUCGUAAUAAUACAAGACGUACAAUUUGAUUCAAAACCAUUAUUACUUCAUAUCAGUAGCUGUUGCAAUUUCACUGGAUUUUCUGUCAAUUCAGGCUAAUUCAUAAUUUAUAUAUGCGUCUCCGUAAAGCCAAUCCGUCCUACUCUUUUGUAACAGAAAACACGAGGUUAUUUUCUACCAGCAAAAAAAAUUUCAACCUUAACUUAUAACCACUUUGCUUGAAUUUUGUAAUCAACACAAUUUUAAUCACAAGAUGUAGAAGAAUAUAUAGCCAUAAAAAGUUCAUUUAUAUUACACAUCCAAUUAGCACGUACCAAAACAAAAUAUAAAAUAAGAACAUUUACUGAAUUUAAUUAGAAACAUUUUCAUGUCGAUUCCAAAAGUAGCUAGCGAGUUUGAAGCGUUUUUAGACAGACACAUUGACUAGUCCACAUCUCAAUUUAAUAGAAAAAAACAUCUUCUAGAUAGACCAUGUAACCAUUUCUGUUGAAAACACAAGAUUGUUGCGUUUGAUUAUGUUUCUGUCUCAUCAACUUGAAUAUACAUGAUAACUUUAACUAAAAAUAAAGGGAUCACAAAAAUGGUACAAGAGCUUUACAUAAAGGAUAAGUUAGGAAAAAAGAAUUAAUCCUAUAAUAAAAAUCAUUACCAAAUUAUCGCGCCUAUUAGAUUUUUCGACCAAAUUAUUCAUCAUACUAAUCCACUCUAGCACCAUUAAAUUGUUGGCACAAGUGAAAUUCAAUUCAGUAUAAUGAUUAGAAUUAAAAUGCCAUUGUUCAAUAUGGUUAGAAAAUUCACAAUGAAAUGCGGAGCGUUCAAUGCCUUAGGUAUUUGAUAUUAAUUAUUUCUAUAUUAUUAUUCAAAUUUUUUUCCAUCCAUUAGGGCAACUUCUAAAUUUUUGAAUUUUAAUUGAAUUCGUUAGUUGAUUCUGUAUAUAUGUAGAUAUUUAAAAAAACGUUUAUAUCUGCAGCAAAAAUGUACAUAUUCGAGGUAUGGUUUUUCAAUUUCGCUUCCAUUCGAAAUUAUAAGUAGCAGCCAGAGCACAAGCGUAGUUAGUUCUUCAUAGUGGAAUAUAAACGAAGCAGAAGAUAUCGAUGCUAAAUUAUAUUUAUAUAUCUAUUAAACACGGCCAGAGUGAAUUUUUACUAUUCUUUUAUUGUUAAAAAAAUGUGAUAAUACAAAAAAUACCACAAAGUAACUAGAAAGAAAAGAAUAUAUUAUACUGUUAUAGAAGUGCGCAUAACACGUAAGCUCGCAAACGACAACAAUGUACAGCAGUAGUGAAGAAUACAGUUUAAAUAGCAGAACUCUACUAUGUAAAUAUAUUAAAACUAGCAGUUCAAAAAAGCUUACCAAGCCCACAAGCGUUGUACUUCACACAGAACUGGAAGUCCACAAACAGCAAAGUAUGCAAGUAAUAAACAAAAAUAUCUUAGCAAAACAAA
This is a messenger RNA of Wyeomyia smithii (pitcher-plant mosquito), 15326 nucleotides long. RefSeq names its product potassium voltage-gated channel subfamily KQT member 1-like. Gene Ontology annotation, biological process: transmembrane transport; potassium ion transport. NCBI's taxonomy places the organism in Eukaryota, Metazoa, Arthropoda, Insecta, Diptera, Culicidae. Bases 2753 to 6571 code for a protein of 1272 amino acids. Gene Ontology annotation, cellular component: membrane. The record is from RefSeq and is a predicted model, not a curated record. The transcript has 20 exons. Gene Ontology annotation, molecular function: voltage-gated potassium channel activity.